Molecule: messenger RNA, 806 nt
Organism: Magallana angulata
Lineage: Eukaryota; Metazoa; Mollusca; Bivalvia; Ostreida; Ostreidae
Product: probable pterin-4-alpha-carbinolamine dehydratase
Exons: 4
Coding region: 48-461 (137 amino acids)
Biological process (GO): tetrahydrobiopterin biosynthetic process
Molecular function (GO): 4-alpha-hydroxytetrahydrobiopterin dehydratase activity
Source: RefSeq, a predicted model, not a curated record
CUAGAUUUGGAACUCUUCAGUGCCUGGAAACUACAAAAAGUCUACACAUGCUGUCAUCGGUUUGUCGGCAAGCUUUGGGACAGUUGAAGUUUGGUAGACAGAACAGACAAUUGAUUUUUUGUCCAAAUCGCUUAAUAAGUAAAAAGAUGGCUUCAAGUCCUAAGAGAACAAAACUGGAGGCUGCCGAGAGGGAUGAUGUUUUGUCUCCUCUGAAGAAGUCAGGCUGGACCAUGGUGGAAGGAAGAGAUGCCAUCUAUAAAGAGUUUCUGUUCAAAGACUUCAAUGAGGCCUUUGGUUUCAUGACAAGAGUGGCUAUACAGGCUGACAAAAUGGACCAUCAUCCUGAGUGGUUCAAUGUUUACAAUAAGGUGCAGAUAACUCUGAGCACACAUGACUACAGUGGACUGUCUCAUAGAGAUGUGACUCUAGCCAACUUUAUUGAGAAGUGUGCCAACAAGUGAAACUUAAUUCAACCAAAGCUGACAUCAAAUUCUCAUAGAAUCUCAGAAGCAUUCCAUUGUCAAGUGUUUGUAUGCGUCUUUGUUGUAGAAUGUAUCUAACCUACGUGUUGGUGGUUAAGGGUAGGAAAUAGACUAGUAUGAUUUAACUUGAACAAGUCUGUCCAGAGGAGGUAAAUUUUGAUAUGUGUAUGUGUAGAGUGCCUGGUGCACAAAUGAAAUAGAUAUCUCAUGAUCAUGUUGGACUAGCUGUGAAAACAAACCUGCUACAGUUAUUCUCCAUCAUUGUGAAAAUGUAUGUCUUGUACUUUGAACUAUUGAACAAAAUAAAAAUCAGAAAUUAAUAAA